Messenger RNA from Thyridium curvatum, 894 nucleotides. RefSeq lists its product as uncharacterized. The coding region runs from base 1 to 894 and encodes 297 amino acids. The transcript has a single exon. NCBI's taxonomy places the organism in Eukaryota, Fungi, Ascomycota, Sordariomycetes, Thyridiales, Thyridiaceae. The record is from RefSeq and is a predicted model, not a curated record.
AUGAAUGAAUGGCUCGGCCACAUUGCAGUCCACCAGCCAGCUUCGUGCCGUCCGUUCCGAUGCUGCCUGCUCUGUGGCAAGGUUUGCCAGGGCAUGCACCAACAUCUUACUCGCGCGCACAAGAAGCAAUUUGAACACCCUUUCGGUUGUCCCAAAUGCGGAAAAGAAGUAGACGGAAGAAAAUCCUGGGACGAACAUGUGCUCGAACUACACACUGCCAGAGGAGCUCCUCUCGUACCAUCAUCAGGCGAUGAGCGCCGCGUGCAAGAUAGAAUUUGUGACACCGGAGAUCAGAAGAGUUCGACCGGCAUCGGCGCCAAGGAGGCUUGGGUACUGCUGAGUGAUGUACUGUCCCGAGCCGAUUCCUUGGGAUGGAGCGACAGUGAGUGCCUCAGCUGGAUGCGGACAAAUGCACAAGCCGCGCAGCGUGGAUUGCUAAAGGGUGAUACGAUGUGGAAUGGGGGAAAACGUGGUGCUGAGGAGACACUGGGCUUGGCCAGGCCGAAGAGGCCUAGACUUGUUCAUGGGCUGGACGGUACCAAUGCAGACGUAGGUGUUGAUGAUACUGACCGCAUAGCGGCAGGAGACAUGGAUGAUGAGGAUGAUGACAGUGACUGGGAUGCGGGCGACGAUGGUGACUCUGCCUCAGAUAGCAAUAGUGAUGAUGAUAGAGAUGACCACGGCGGCCUAACGGUGAUGUUGCAGCCACUCAAGGAAAGAGCCAUAAUGAGGAUGGUGAGUCGCGCAUCGACCGAGCGAGACUCUUCGGGUACCAUGACAGACACGCCAUUGUCUCAGGAACCCCCGCCGCCCUACACCUCAAGCGACAGCAGCCCCCUUGAACCUGAAAGGCCCUUUUCGAUCAAUCGAGAUAUUGUCAAACAGGGGAUGUAG